AAAGAUAUUGAUGUGGUGCUGCAGAUUUAUUCCCGUGGGCACAUCGAUGUUGUGAUUAAUGAGAGGAGUGAACAGGGAUCGUGGAGGUUUUCUAAAAUUUACGAGGAACUUGAGACAUCGAAGCGUAGUGAUACUUGGGCAUUGUUGGUUCAUCUGGGAAAUCGAAAUGACUUGUCGUUGUGGGGAUUUCAAUGA
Molecule: messenger RNA, 195 nt
Organism: Ilex paraguariensis (yerba mate)
Lineage: Eukaryota; Viridiplantae; Streptophyta; Magnoliopsida; Aquifoliales; Aquifoliaceae
Source: the annotation of a GenBank genome assembly